AUGAAGAGAACAGUCGCUGCCUUUCUAGGUAAAAAAAAGAAGCAAGUUAGCUUCAUUCAAGACUCUAGUGAACAAGUUGAUAAUACAGUUGAAGCUCCAAUUGAUUGCCGUUCAAAUGAAAAGAUAGAUGACUAUAUGUUAGCUGCGCCCAUUGUUGAACUUAAUUCUUCUUUUAAAAGAAAAUUUCAAUUAGAAAAUGGCAUUGUUACCACAGAUGAGGUAUCUAAAGAGCAAGAGAAAUUUAGGUGCGCCAAAAGAAGAAAAAACUAUACAAAGAAAUAUACUCAUAAUUGUCUUCAUCUGUAUUUUGAUAUGGGAUUGACAAUACGAGAGAUUCAUUACAUAACGGGGAUGUGCAUUGGGUCUAUCCAGCUACGUGUUAAGAAACAACGAUCAAAAUACCCAGAAAGGCAUAGAAACGUAAAGAUGACAAACGAGAUGAUUGAAAGCCUUAGACAACUCUGUAUACAAAAUUCAAAAGAUCAAUAA
This is a messenger RNA of Cokeromyces recurvatus, 489 nucleotides long. RefSeq lists its product as uncharacterized. The transcript has 2 exons. The record is from RefSeq and is a predicted model, not a curated record. The coding region runs from base 1 to 489 and encodes 162 amino acids. NCBI's taxonomy places the organism in Eukaryota, Fungi, Mucoromycota, Mucoromycetes, Mucorales, Mucoraceae.